AUGAAGCCCAACCUACACCCUGGGGGUGAGGGAACUGAAGUUCCUUUCCAGUGCAUUGUUCCACCAGGUAUUUAUUUCUCUGCUUGUUUCUUUCGUUGGGCGGAGCGCGCGGCGGCUCCUCCCUUGGGCUCGCUGAGGGAACGGACGAACGGCCGCGCGCUCCGGCGGCUCGGCAGCGGCAGCGGCAGCAGCGCCUCUCUCCAUCGGUUUUCCGCUCGACUUUCCGCUCGCUCUCCGUCCCCUUCUCCCUCUCACACUCACUCUACUGCCGUCCCGUGCCGUGCCGUGCCGUCCCUCUCAGCCUCUCCCAGCCCGGCUUAUGCCGCGUCCCGCAAGGCGCCCGUGGGCGAGUCGGCCCCCGGCCCGCCCCUGUCGGGCCUGCCGCGGUCCCACCUCGGCCAGGUUCUCUCCGCACUGCUUGUGGCGCCUCUGGAAGAGUUUCUGGAAGAGCUCCUCGCUCUGCGGGUGGCGGAGCGCCGCGGCGUCCUGCACCGCGACAUCAAGGCCGAGAACAUCGUCCUUGACCUGGCCACCGGCGAGGCGAAGCUCAUCGACUUCGGGUGCGGCACGAUCCUCCGGGACACUUUGUACACCCGAAUGUCAGGAACACCAGAAUAUCGCCCGCCGGAAUGGAUCCUCUUCGGCUGCUACCGUGGCCAGCCAGCCACCAUCUGGUCCCUGGGCAUCCUGCUCUAUAACCUGGUCUGCGGGCACCUUCCUUUCCACACCAAUGAGGACAUCAUCCGGGGCCAGCUCUUCUUCCCGCCCCGGGUGUCUCAAGAGUGCCAGCACCUCAUCAGGUGGUGUUUAUCCAUGGAUCCAGCAGACAGGCCAUCCUUGGAAGAUCUUCUUGAGCAUUCUUGGCUGCAGGACCCCCACCUGGCCCAGGAGACAGCAGAGAUCCAUCCCUCUAAACAGUGGGGGGAUCCAGGAGCCCAGCAAGUACCAGCUGCACGUGUCUCAUGGCGCUCCAAGAAAAUCCCAGAGGGUUUCCCUGCAGCUGUGGAACAGAGGAGAGAGCGCAGCCAAGAUGCUUCUGCUGGUCCCUGGCGAGUUGUGGAGGGAGCGGCUCAGUGCUCCCCAUCCUGUUGGAGAAGUCGUGACAUUGCAGUGAAGUUGCCAUGGACUGGAAAAGGGGAAACAUCCCCCUGCAGCUCAAUGGCAUCGUGAUGUCCCCGCGAGCCGAGGCGUGGCUGGCGUGUUCUUCUGGAGCGCAGCACGGAGCUGGAGAACACCAUCCUCGAGCUGCCCACUGGUUGGGCAGAGCCGAUUGGCUUUGCUUGCAGCCCCUUCCUGGAGGACACACUCUGCACCCAGAUAAAAUCAAGAUGAGUCCCCAGCUGGCGGAGGGGCGGGGGAUGCUUGUGCUUCCAGGCACGGCAGGGCUUGGUCUGGCCACAUGCCGGAGGUUCCCCGCUCAGCGGUGGUGGGGAAUAUUAAUAUUUCCUCUGGCUGCCAAGCUGCUUUUUAGCAGGGGACAGAUAUGUGUAAGGGGAGCCGGCUCCUGGCUUUGUGAACAGCUUCUGCAAGCCAGCCUGGCACCAGCUGGGGUGGGGGCAACAUGCCUGACAAAAGAAUCCAUCCAUGUGUAUGGGGGGCAGCAGAGGUGGACAGGUUCCGAAGCCAUGCCCCAGCUGCUCUGCUUUGGAAGCCUUUGAGGAAGGGGUGUUUUUAUGGGCAGGAGAGGUGGGGAUUUUCCCCACCCAUGGAAAGGUUUAAUUCUCACACGGAGUAGUCACACCCUCCCUGGCCUGUGACACAUCGAUAACCUUUGAUGCUUUUCCUUGUUUCCAGGUCUUGUUUUGAAUUGCCUUUCAUGCAAUAGUUCUUUGUUUUUUUCCAGAAGGAUUGCACUGGUACCCGGACCGGAUGGGGAAGUGCUGGCAUCGUCUGUGGACUGUGUCAAGUGCCUGCACUAGCCCUGGAGACCUCAGUCUGCAGGGACAUCUCCUUCAAGAAGGAUGAGAACCUCCUGUGGGAUCAGCUCCUCUCCUGGCAGCAGGUCUCCAGAGGCUACCAGCACUUCAUGUCAUGGAAACGGCACCGCUCGGCCUGCCAGCCUAGGAGUGCUGGGGGGCAGCAGGUGUUCAUUUGCUGUCAAAAAUUAAUUGCUUUGUUUUUGUUGUCAUCAUUGGAGUACUUAUUUAAUUUUUUCCAAGCUUUUGGUCCCCUUCCUCCCGGGCCAGCCUUCUGAGUCCUUCCUCAGCUGUUUGAUGGCAUUUGGCAGGGGGGGUUAAGUAACGUGAAAAAAUCAACAACAGCUCCUGUUGCCAACUGCAGCAUCCCUUCAAGAAUCCAGACCUGCCAGCCAGGCCCACAAGUGACUUGGAAUGGAAAAUGGUUUGCAGGGACAAAUUUGUCACCCUGCUGCAAAAGCUGGAACGAAAUCAGAAGCAGCAAAAUGCCAUUUCAGCUCAGCUCCCACCCAGUCUUCUCUCUUUCUCCUCACUCCAAGAUAGGCAGGCAGGGCUGGACUUCAGCAAGUUCAAGUUCUUUGUGCUCCCUGGCAUCAAAUGGAUCAAGUAAACUCUCUAAUGCAGUGAAUACAAUAUGACUACUAAAGGAAAAAAGGAAGUGUUGAGAGAUGGCACAUCCUUGUCUCCUUUAUCUCCCCAUGAGCCCCUCAGAAAGAUAAAUGCCUAUACAGGCCUUCUCUGACUCCUUCCCUGCCAACCCUUCCCUCACUCCAGGGUCUCAUUUGCUCUGUAGGCUUCACUGGCCCUCUAAACUCAGAGGAGCUCUGGUAGGAGAAAAUGCUGCCUGGCAUAGGCAUGUUUGACCCCUGUCUCCUCUUGAUUCCAUUCCCCCCCACCCCCCAUCAAAAAGACAAGAGAUCCCCCACAGCUCCACGCUACUGCACCGGAUCCUGGGCCUGUUCCCUUCCCUGGUCCUUGGUGGCCUUGGUGAGGCUCCUGAGCUCUCCCUGUGUGCGGGACAGCUGCUGCAGCAGCACUGCACCCAAGGAUCAGCUGUUCAAGUUCAGAGUCUGAAGCAGAAUCCCCAGUGCACACAAAUGAGAACUGGGAUUUCAGGAACUGGCAGGAGAAGCUAAAUGCGUCUGCUUGCUGCCCUUUCUAGCCAUGGCCGUGCUGAUGGAAUCGGAAGAAUUGCCCCUGCCCAGGCAGAUCUCAGGUAGAAGAUAGGAGCAAAAGCAACAUGUUUCUGAGGUGCUAGCUGCUUUUCCUUCCAAUUUAUGAAGGGUUUUGCUAUUUUUACCAUUUCAACAAUUUCUGUGCAUCCCUGCGAGCAAGUAAACACCACAAAGCCUCCCCCUCAAAGCCCUGAGGUUCUUGUUCAUGCUCUGUUCAUGCAGAACUUGUUCAUGCUCUUUUCUCUUGGUAAUUUUGAAAUCUCAUCCAGACUCUGAAAGCAAACCGAUGCUGUAGACAAAAGAUUGACCUUGGAAUCAUA
Molecule: messenger RNA, 3411 nt
Organism: Cyanistes caeruleus (blue tit)
Lineage: Eukaryota; Metazoa; Chordata; Aves; Passeriformes; Paridae
Source: RefSeq, a predicted model, not a curated record